Molecule: messenger RNA, 2327 nt
Organism: Amphibalanus amphitrite
Lineage: Eukaryota; Metazoa; Arthropoda; Thecostraca; Balanomorpha; Balanidae
Exons: 5
Coding region: 271-1149 (292 amino acids)
Source: RefSeq, a predicted model, not a curated record
AGCGCAAAUGGUUAUUGCAGCUCUGUGUAGCUUAGCCACAGCAUCGCUGGGGUUAUCUGCGUGACGCUGCCAUUCGGUCCAGUUCGUGAUUGCAAUGGUCGCCAAGUUUGUCGGAUACUGGGACUGGAUGGAGGCGGUUCACAGCUCUAUCAUCUCUCCUAGCGACCCCAUCAGCUCCACGCAGACUCCCCAGGGUGACGUCCCCAUCGCCUCGUCGUCUUGCUUCAAUCAUCGGAGUCAGUUAUGCAAGACGCCGUGCCAUUAUGAGACAUGAUUUGGAGGUCGUGUGUUGGCACCUGCGUCUGCGUCAUGCGUGUGGUCGGUUCCUCGGUGGCGGUGCGCCGCCCGCCCCGGGGACCGGGUGCGCCCGCCCGGGGGCCGUCAGACAGGGACCGACUGUCGGCCCGAGCGGCGCACCCCACACCGGCCGACGGACAGAGAGAGAUGCAGGGGGCGCCGGGGCCGCUGCUGCUGCCGCUGCUCGUCCUGCUGCUCGCGCUGCUGGUGGCAGGUGUGCGCGGUAAGAAGUGCGGCACCACCGACCUGCGCUGCAGCCAGAUCUGCUCGGGCACCGGCAAUGCGGCCACCUGCUCCUGCCUGCCCGGCUGGCGGCUCGAGGACGACAAACAAAAGUGCACCGUCGCGACCACUGCGCUCUGCUAUGAAGUGCGCUCCGACUUUUUCGUCCAGCAUCCGGCGGAGGCGAGUCGUAACCAGUCCGAGCUCUCCUGUCAGGAGUUCUGCAGCAAGAGGAAGGCACACUACAGCGCCCUGGGACGGAUGGGCUGUCGUUGCCUUGAGUUUUUCGAGGUGGUCGGCUCGCUGGGCGCGCUGACCUAUCAGCCGGCUAUGUGCGACGGCACCCACCCGAUCGCCUGGUCCGUCAAAUACCUGGCCGACCCGGCGGUGGCCGAGCACUUCAACAGUCCCGACCGCCGCCUGCCGGCCGACCUCUACAGCAUCACGCACGAUCUGGACAGCCUGCGCGGCGACUCGACCAUGGGCCGCCGGCGCGAGAUGAUGCAGCACGGCCUGAGCCACCACCACGGUCACACGGGCGCCGGCGGCCGCACCGCCGGCCGGCCGCCAGUCGCCGCCCUCCUGGCCGCCACGCUGGGCACCCUGGCACUGACCGCCGUCCGGCUUUGAGACGCCCGACCGCGCAGCAGGGUCCUGACGGGAUCCCGGCAACCCACCACCCGGGCAGAGUACGGGCGGGUCCAGCCUCCCGCCGGCCGCUGGCUGCUGACCGGGUCUGGUAGGAUUGGCCAGUUUGUGUGGCCGGGGAUCUCGCCCAGUCGCUGUCCUCUUUUCCCCACUUCCGACGCUGUCGCCGCCGGCGCUGGAAGGUGAACACUAGCUGGUGGCUUCUUUCUGUCCACCGGUGUGCGGAGCUUACUAUCGAUGUCGCUAAAAAUGUCGAAAACAGUUACUAUUACGGUGUUGCGGGGAUUGUGCAAGUGUUUUCACUUUUCUCCUUCCUUUCAACAUCGUUGCUUUGUAUUACAACAAGCUCAAUGGCGGCUUAUGGGACCAUUUUACUCGCUUCGCAUAAUUCUGUCAACCAUGCUCCAAAUUGCUGUAGUUUAAAGACAUUGAUGUUCCCCAAGAUGCACCUUGAUGUUUUAUUGAUCGCAUACGGCAUAUCCAGUCCUUAAACAUCGAUCUUUAAUAAUGUAUUAUUUGAAACGAACCCUUGCUCCUAUACAAGUUUGUUUGAGCUCCCUUCCCCUUACCCGCCGCUCUUCCAAUUUUUACCGCUCUCCCGGCCGAAUCAGCCCAAUGUUGUGUUGGUUUGACCGUGUGACUUUCAGAGAAGAAGCUACUCGUACAUACCGAUAUAUGUAGGUAUAGGCUUUAGGGAAGCAGUUGGAGCCUGGAGGCGAGUCAGUCUUGCGAACACACAGCCACUGCAUCUAUUUUAUGUCUUCUAGCUGCCAUAGAUUACUGUAUGUACCGUUUAUUUAUCUAUAUACAUCCGCAUAAUUGUCGUAGUACCUAUUUCAGCAAUUGUAUGCAGCUAAUAAAAAGGAUAUAUGGUCGAUACGGUCAUUGUUACUUGUGCCCGCUGAAGAAUAUUUAUGGUGAAAUCGAAUAGGUAUUUUUGAAUGGUCGAUGUAAUAAGCGUUUCAAUGUAACGUGAUAAAUGUUGAUACACGUACGCAUUGUCAUUCAUUAAUUUUCUAAAAGUUUUGUGUUUGGCACCAUUGCAGAGAAUUUGAUGUGCUCUGGCUCAGUAUAUCGAUCGAUAUUUUGCUCCCGGCAACCGAAUUCUGUAAUUUUUAUUUGUCCUAUCAUUGGAGCUUAUAAAUACAGUCGAUGUCCUA